GUAGAGACUUCACACCAAGAAGCGGAUCAUCGAUCGAUCAAUCCAUCAAACCCUAACCUCGAGCUUUCGAAGAAUUUCAUGUCCAUCUUGCCCUCCCUGAAUAACGGUUCAGAGUCGUCGUCUUCCUCUGCGCUCUCAGCGUCUCAAUUUCCUCCCUCCAAUCAUGGAUUCGUAUGCUCCAGCGAUCCUUUACCGCCCCUGCAAACCUCUGAUUGCCCUUCAACGGCAGCAAGCAAUCACUCAGGGCAAAUGGCACCUGGUGCACAAUCUGUUGAAUCCUUGGAAGAGGUGAGAGUAAAUGAGAGGGGGAACAAUGGCAAGAAUUCAGUUAAUCAAGGGAAGAAGGCCUUGGAUCAUGAGGAUGCUACUCGUGUCUUAGUUGGAUCGACAAAGCAGACACAAAAACCGCAUGGAUAUGCCGGUUCCACAAGCAAUCAUAAGGCUUCUGUGUCAUCUAGUUCCCCAGCAAGCUCUGGGCAAUCGUCAUGGAAAAAAUCUCAGAUGGUUAGCGGAAAUCACUUAUUGAAUUUUCAAUACAACCCUAUUUCUGUUUCUCGUUCACAGCCUAGAGCACCUCCACCACGAAGACAGCCGAAGAGAAAACCUUAUAAUAAGGACUUAUUUUUGCAAGCAAAUUACAAAUUUGUAGUGCUAGAUUCCAGGAAUUAUACAGCUGAGUUUAAUGAUCCGGACCGGAGUUUAUGUUGGGAGGAUAUUAUUUUCUUGAAGUACUCCACUCCUUUUUCCGUUCAGUGCCCCAUAUGUUUAGAUGAUCCGUUGUGUCCUCAAAUAACCUCGUGUGGUCAUAUCUUCUGCUUCCCAUGCAUUCUACAAUAUUUUUCAAUUGGUGAAGAUGAUCUUAGAGGUGAAUCCUGGAAGAAAUGCCCAUUGUGCUUCACCAUGAUUUCUUCGAAAGAUCUGUAUACUAUCCACAUUGAGAAUGUCAAGCAGUAUCGCAUUGGUGAUGAAAUAGAAUUUAUUCUGUUGACUCGUCAAAAGGACUGUUUUAAUUCUUCUGUUAGAAAGAAUGAAAACAUGAAUACUGAGACUGAGAUUUCAGACUCUUUCUCAAAAUUCACCCUGACAUCGGAUGUGGAAUUGUCUGUUAGAGAGGCGAUGUCAGAUUUGGAUAGUUGGAUAGCUAGAGCUGAUUCGGGCCUAGUAGAUGACAUUGAAAAAUUGCCUUACGUUUGUGCUGCGAUGGAGCAGUUGGAGAAUAGAAAGAAAUAUUGGAAUAAGCGUAACUCUAGUAGUAUCAAGGCGAAUGCAGGCUCUUAUGGAUCUCCACAAAGCGAAUACAUUGCAGAGGUCUAUGGGGCACGCGAAUCUCCUUUCGAAGAAGUAUCUCAUAGUAAGGAUGACGAGUCAAAUUUAUUUGGAAAACCAUCCUUGAAGAAGGUGGUAGAAGAGGUUUUUACUCCACAAGUUUCCGGUAUGAAUGAAUUGUUGGAAGAUGAAGACAGAUCUACCUCUUCUUCUGCCCCUGUUAAGAAAGAUGAAGCUUUAUACAAUUUCUUCCAGGCCAUUGAUGGUCAACACAUCAUUCUCCACCCAUUAAACAUGAAAUGUCUUCUGCACCAUUAUGGUAGUUAUGAAAGACUGCCCGACAGAAUCAGUGGCAAAAUCUUACAAAUGGAGACAGUGACACAAUCAGAAGCUACAAGGAGGCGCUAUCGCUUCUUAAGCCAUUUCUCCUUAACAACAACAUUUCAGCUUUGUGAAAUUGAUAUGGGUGAUCUGCUACCUGUUGAAUCUCUUUCACCAUUUAUGGAUGAAAUUAAGAGUCGAGAAAAGCAAAGAAAGCGACUUGCUAGAAAGGAACACAACGACAAAAUUAAGGCUGAAGCUGCCAACAGUCAGUUUGCGCCUGUGCCAUAUUACUCAUCAUAUGCUGCCACACCGAGCUUUUCAAUGGAUGACUUCGAAGCUUUGGGGAGUCCUCCUGUGGUGUCGUCGAGCCCUCCUGCCAUAACAGAAAGGUUGUCGUUUUCCAACGUUGCAAGGUUAGGUUUUGCUGCAGCACACGAUUCUCCAGCCCUGAAAACGGAUGAGAUCAAAACUACCCCAAGAAUCGACAUCCCUUUUGACACUGCUAAUGCGAGUGGUAGUAACGAAGGCACCUCGUUCGCUGAUAUAACGUCUAGAGUAAAAGAUGUCCAAGAACCUCGUACGUCUAAGCCGAAUGAAGGAGCCGGGAAAAAGGGUAAGAAGCCGAGCCGAGUUCUUUUGUCCACAGCAGGUGGGCGACGGUACUGAUCAAGCUUUUGUCUUUAAAUAUCUUACAACCUUGCAAUGACACAGUUUGUUAGGAUGGACAAUCGAGACCUUGGAUUCGUCGUGUUCUGUAAUAGUCGAAAAUUGAAUAGCAGGAGGUGAAGUAGCUUAGCAAUUCAUAAGUUUUUUGUUCAUAAAAUACAAGUUACUAUCCUUCUGCUUCA
Molecule: messenger RNA, 2438 nt
Organism: Andrographis paniculata
Lineage: Eukaryota; Viridiplantae; Streptophyta; Magnoliopsida; Lamiales; Acanthaceae
Exons: 9
Coding region: 79-2256 (725 amino acids)
Biological process (GO): positive regulation of transcription by RNA polymerase II
Molecular function (GO): metal ion binding; transcription cis-regulatory region binding
Source: RefSeq, a predicted model, not a curated record